AUCCGAGCCCAGCCGCAGUCCGUGCGGCGGUCGGCCGGCGGGUUACCUGUGUCCGUGAUGACGCUGUACUUGAACAGAUAAGGAUAAGUCAUGGUCCAGAGUCCUCUGCAUUCGGUUCCGCCCGACUUCUCCAGCGGAUAUCUCCGACCCCUCUAACCACUCAGUCGACCGAUUUCCUUAUUUUUCUCCGCUCCAGCCCCUCUCUAGCUGAGGCCACGUCUCUAUUGCUCUGCCCAGAAGCCCCUCUUGGCCCAGCGUGCCAGUGGCCGCCUCUGGAUCCGCCUCGGGCGCGGCUACGUGCCAUUAUUCCGCCGGACCCCAGGGGGCGAUAGCUAGCUUUUCCGUCAGCUCCACAUGGGACUCGUUGCAGCCCUAUAGUCCUCUCCAAUCAGCGGAGAGCGACGCUUGUCCUUGAGGAAGUGACGCAGUUCCGAGUCCCGUGCGGGCGGUGGGAGCGAUGAGGGGACUGAGACGGUGGUAGCGGCAGUGUGAAGAUGGAGUUUCCCGGAGGAAACGACAACUACCUGACGAUCACUGGGCCCUCGCACCCCUUCCUGACAGGGGCCGAGACAUUCCAUACACCAAGCUUGGGUGAUGAGGAAUUUGAAAUCCCACCCAUCUCCUUGGAUUCUGAUCCCUCACUGGCUGUCUCCGAUGUGGUUGGCCACUUUGAUGACCUGGCAGAUCCUACUUCUUCACAGGAUGGCAGUUUUUCAGCCCAAUAUGGGGUGCAGACAUUGGACAUGCCUGUGGGCAUGACCCAUGGCUUGAUGGAGCAGGGCGGGGGGCUCCUGAGUGGGGGCUUGACCAUGGACUUGGACCAUUCUAUAGGAACUCAGUAUAGUGCCAACCCACCUGUUACAAUUGAUGUUCCAAUGACAGACAUGACAUCUGGCUUGAUGGGGCAUAGCCAGUUGACUACCAUUGAUCAGUCAGAACUGAGUUCUCAACUUGGUUUGAGCUUAGGAGGUGGUACCAUCUUGCCACCUGCCCAGUCACCUGAGGAUCGCCUUUCAACUACCCCUUCACCUACUAGUUCACUUCAUGAGGAUGGUGUUGAGGAUUUCCGGAGGCAACUUCCAAGCCAGAAGACAGUAGUGGUGGAAGCAGGGAAAAAGCAGAAGGCCCCAAAGAAGAGAAAAAAGAAAGAUCCUAAUGAACCUCAGAAACCAGUUUCUGCAUAUGCUUUAUUCUUCCGUGAUACACAGGCUGCCAUCAAGGGACAGAAUCCUAAUGCCACCUUUGGAGAGGUUUCAAAGAUUGUGGCUUCAAUGUGGGACAGUCUUGGAGAAGAGCAAAAGCAGGUGUAUAAGCGGAAAACUGAAGCUGCCAAGAAAGAGUAUCUCAAGGCUCUAGCUGCUUAUAAAGACAACCAGGAAUGCCAGACUACUGUUGAAACAGUAGAAUUGGAUCCAGUACUACCAUCACAGACUCCUUCUCCACCACCUGUAGCUACUGUUGACCCAGCAUCUCCAGCACCAGCCUCAACAGAGUCCCCUGCUUUGUCCCCUUGCAUUAUUGUUAAUUCUACUCUUUCAUCCUAUGUGGCAAACCAAGCAUCUUCUGGUGCUGGGGGUCAACCUAAUAUUACCAAGUUGAUUAUUACCAAACAGAUGCUGCCCUCUUCUAUUACCAUGUCUCAGGGAGGGAUGGUUACUGUUAUUCCAGCCACAGUGGUGACCUCCCGUGGGCUUCAACUAGGCCAAACGAGUACAGCUACUAUACAGCCCAGCCAGCAAGCCCAGAUUGUCACUCGGUCAGUGUUGCAGGCAGCUGCAGCAGCUGCUGCUUCUAUGCAACUGCCUCCACCCCGACUACAGCCCCCUCCAUUACAACAGAUGCCCCAGCCUCCAACUCAACAGCAGGUUACCAUACUUCAACAGCCUCCACCACUUCAGGCCAUGCAACAACCUCCACCUCAGAAAGUUCGAAUAAAUUUGCAGCAGCAACCACCCCCUCUGCAAAGCAAGAUUGUGCCUCCACCCACCCUGAAAAUGCAGACAACCUUGGUCCCUCCAGUUGUAGAAGACAGUCCUGAGCGGCCUAUGAGUAACAGCCCUGAGGCCCACACUGUAGAGGCAACUUCUCCUGAGACAGUCUGUGAAAUGAUCACAGAUAUAGUUCCUGAGGUUGAAUCUCCUUCUCAGAUGGAUGUUGAGUUGGUGAGUGGGUCCCCUGUGACACUCUCACCCCAGCCUCGAUGUGUGAGGUCUGGUUGUGAGAACCCUCCGGUUGUGAGUAAAGACUGGGACAAUGAAUACUGCAGCAAUGAAUGUGUGGUGAAGCACUGCAGGGAUGUGUUCUUGGCCUAUGUAGCCUCUAGAAAUCCAAACACCAUGGUAUUUGUGAAAUAGACUUUCUUCUUCUCCAAGACACUGAAGAUUUAUCUGCUGAAAACAUGUCCAAAAGCCCGAUUUUCAAACAUAAGCUGGGCUUCUGAUAGUGCCUGAACACAACCUGUGGUAGUCAUGCUCCUCCUCCCUCUUUCUUCAGUGGAGGGCCAGGAUACGUGAAGCAGGGGCAGAGUGUGCUGUAUUUGGAAUUGCUUUUUACUUUCAACUUCAAGCAAAAUUACCAGGAUAGUAGCAAAUGAAAGGGUGAAGAGAACGGACAAGUAAACCAUAGGAAUGAUAGGGGUGGUGAUGGUGGUGGGGGGUGGGGUCUGAAGAAACUGGAUGUAAUUGUUAUAGGAUUUGCCUAAAAUAUUAUUAAAAUGAUGGGAGCAUACUCAGCUUUGAUUCUAGGAGGAAACCCCACUGUGUGCAUCCAUUUUAAAAAGGGAUAAGAGGGAGUUGAGGGUACAGCUUUGUGUUAUCAAAUAGUCCCGGGUUUAAUAAAUCCCCAGCACCAGAAUAAAUGAAUUUUUAAAAGGAA
This is a messenger RNA of Jaculus jaculus (lesser Egyptian jerboa), 2874 nucleotides long. RefSeq names its product TOX high mobility group box family member 4 (gene Tox4). The record is from RefSeq and is a predicted model, not a curated record. Gene Ontology annotation, cellular component: nucleus. The transcript is spliced from 9 exons. Gene Ontology annotation, molecular function: chromatin DNA binding. Gene Ontology annotation, biological process: regulation of transcription by RNA polymerase II. The coding region runs from base 495 to 2354 and encodes 619 amino acids. Lineage: Eukaryota; Metazoa; Chordata; Mammalia; Rodentia; Dipodidae.